Lachancea nothofagi CBS 11611 is the source of this 966-nucleotide messenger RNA. The record is from the annotation of a GenBank genome assembly. Lineage: Eukaryota; Fungi; Ascomycota; Saccharomycetes; Saccharomycetales; Saccharomycetaceae.
AUGGCAUCACCAAUAUUCUUGUCAAAACCACAUCCUGGAUUUUCAGCCCAGGCCUUUGAGAACGGAGCAAAGCUCGCGCUAUGGGAGUUUUGGCGAUUUGCUAUACGCUUCGUGGACAUCUGUAGAGGAGAUUGGAGAGUUUUACUGAAGCUCUCGCUUGUAUCGGUAACAUGGCGUGUCGUUACGUUGCCGCUAUACAAAACGGCACAGCCCUUCCUUCUCUUGACACAGACCUUACAAGCUCUCGAGAUGUGGCUAUCGUGCUUUUACUUGUUGACUUUUGCAUAUCCAGAUUUUUCUUGGGCGUUUUGGAGAAACUUCCAGCCGUUUGCCAAAAGCCGGGAAGCGAUGUGUAGAUCCAAUGCUGAUCGCGUUCGCAAAUCUUCCUUGUCUGCGACAAAGCGUUUCCCGUGGUACAUCGUAUUUCUGCUUCUGCUAGGGACACUGAUGAUCGAGGUCUCACAAGUACACGCUGCUGGGUUGAAGAGCAGAGAGCUCACUGCCACUAAGAUGCUCAUACUGCUAGCUUUGUGGGAUUCGACGCUCAAGUCCGCAUUGGGCUCUUUCGUGUCCAUUGCGGUCGGAGCCAUCAUGACAACCUGCUUGAGCCUGCAGCUAAACUUGGUGCUGAUCAUGCAGUUCUACGAGCUGCAUCUUCUGAUGCAUUUUCUGCUUGUUCCUUACGUGAGCGUCGCCCAGUUCACUGCCACAGAAUAUUCGAUGUGGGUAAAAGCUCGCGGCGGCGUCAUCUGUGGGUUCAUGGCUCUCGUCUACGUUCUAGUGUCAUCCUCUGGGCGUCUUGUUUCUCCCGUGCUCAUGUACCUGCUGGUGUUUCCAUUUGCUUGCUUUAUGGCCGAGAUAGCAGAGCCGGUGCCAACAGGCAUCUCUCUCGGAGCCAAGGCUCACUCUGCAUGGUGCGCUCGCCAGCUGCUUUGGCUGAACCGCCUGCCAUCUCUCGAGGAAUAA